AUUAAACGAACACACCUAGUGGUGUUGUAUCGAUCCUUUUUUACAAAUGAAUAAAGCGUUUAUUGAUUUUUCUUAUUUCGUUCACGAUUCACGUUUUUCAUAUCAAACUAAUGCAUUGAGAAAUUAAGGGUGUUUUGCUAAGAGAAAUGAGUAGCGAAAAUAUAAAAGAGUGCGAAGAAACUGGCGAUUCUUUACCUUCACUGGCAGUGGACCUACCAAACGAAUCACCAGAUUCUGAUGAACAAUCGAAAACGAAGGAAAAACAAAAAUAUGAUAUUCUUCUGAAACCAACUGGAAACGCCCCAAUCAUGAAGAAAAAAAAGUGGGCAGUUGAUGGUGACCAGAAAAUCGGCUGGAUCAUACAGUUUGUCAAGAAGUAUAUAAGACUAGAGCAAAAUGAAAAGUUGUUUAUAUAUGUGAAUCAAACCUUUGCACCAUCCCCAGAUCAGACAGUGAAAAAUUUGUUUGAAUGUUAUAGUACAGAGGGUAAAUUGGUACUCCACUAUUGCAAGACACAAGCUUGGGGAUGAACUAAUUAAUUCUGUGAACAUAUAUGUGGAACACUUAUUUUAUGUGAUUGUAAAGAGUAGGUUUAGUAAUAUUUUUUUAUCUCAAGUAGUCAUCAUUUACUUUCUUCUAUUGGGAUGAGAAAUUUGUCGCAACACAUCUGUGUUCUUGGAAUCAAAAAUUUUGAAUUGAUUUUGUAAAGGCAUUUUGUUCACUUAACCAAUUUUUUGAAUAUUUUAACCAAGAAAACGUUUAUUGAUACGGCUGGAGAUAUUUCUCAAGCAAAUCAUUUAAACUUAACGUAUUUUCAAUAGACGGGUUGAAAUUCAAAGGUUGUGCAACUUUCAACAUUUGAAUUGUCAAUUCCACAUCUAAUAGUAAUAAGAAUUUUAUGUAGUUUUGUCUAACCUAGUUGAGGACUGUUAGUCCAAUUUCAUUCAUUGACCAUGUAUUUAAAACUAUUGUUUAUUGGUGGCGAUGUAGACUUGGUUCAGUGAAAUCAUUCAUUAAAAAAUAUAUU
This is a messenger RNA of Leptinotarsa decemlineata (Colorado potato beetle), 1027 nucleotides long. RefSeq names its product Autophagy-related 12 (gene Atg12). Gene Ontology annotation, biological process: autophagy of mitochondrion; piecemeal microautophagy of the nucleus; autophagosome maturation. The record is from RefSeq and is a predicted model, not a curated record. Gene Ontology annotation, molecular function: Atg8-family ligase activity. Lineage: Eukaryota; Metazoa; Arthropoda; Insecta; Coleoptera; Chrysomelidae. Gene Ontology annotation, cellular component: autophagosome membrane; cytoplasm; Atg12-Atg5-Atg16 complex.